AGUAAUUCCACGAAUAAAACGGGUAGAACAUUGCAAACUUAUAAAAGGCUGAGCUAUUGCGCCGUUUCAUCAUUACCUCUCUGUGCUGGCUUCCGACAACAUCGAUACAUACUUCAAAAACCAGACCUGGGAGUCGAGAUCAUGGGGCUGAACUUUCUGAUAAAGCACUGUUCAAGCGGAAAAUUCUUCCAUCCACAAGGUGGUGAGGGCGAUCCACCCAAUGAAACACCAAUAAUUCUGCACGAAGAUGUCCAUCCACGUAUGCACUGGACCUUCGAGAGAGAUCAUGAUCAAUGGGGAUACAUUAAGCACGUGUCUAGCGGCAAGUACAUCCAUCCUCAAGGAGGAGAAAUACAUUCUGGGGACAACACGAGACUGGUACUUCACGAAGCUCGUCAUUGGGGAGCGCUGUUUGCGCUUGACGGAUAUAAUGAUCGCAUUAUACACAUAAGUGGAAGAUAUGUUCAUCCACACAACUUCAAGCCAAACCCAAAAAACGAAACGGCCGUUGUUUUACAUUCCGGCGAUAGUGUAGAUAUGAAAUUUGAGUUUGUUUCAACGAAAGAUCCUAAGAAAGAAAUACUUGUUUAUGGAAAACUGACAAUGGCAGGUCAAUGGAAAAUCGUACACCUUGUGCUCAAUCCAAAAGCUGAACACUUGGAAAAAAUUGAAUUAACGAUAGGAAAGUCAGCAACUGGGAGCAGAAAAGGGUCUUUCCAAUACAAAUGGGAAAUGUCAACAGACCUUUUACUCAAUGAAGUUAUGUCGACGUCGAUUUCAUCGUCUUUGCAGUAUAUGAUGGAAAAAUCAUCAUCAGCCACGUGGUCUGAGCAGACAACAAAGUCCAGAGAAAUACGAGUAAAACCUGGCGAAACAGUCGUCACAUGGCAGUACGUGUUUGAUGUUGAACAAGGCGACUCAAGAUCCGUUUUUAAGAGCAACCUGCUAGCCGAUACAAACAGCGAGUCAAAAGAACCAGAAGACCUGCAAUAUGCUUUGAAAUAGAUAUACAGGCAGUAAAGCGCCGUUUUUCACUGGAUUUCAUUUAUCACUUUAUUAUGAAUUGUUUUUAGGAUACACACUUGUUUACAGUCCUUCUCGUAAGUUAAACAAAAAAGUGUAAAGUAGAAAAUGAUAUUCAAUGUGGUUCUGUUAUGACAUUUUGGAUAGUAGGAAAGUAAAAAAGUGCACAUCUUUUACCUUUAGCCUGUAGGCGGCAAGUGAUUCUGCCUUUGUGACUAGUGCAGACCAAGAUCAGCCUGCACAUGUCUGCACUUUUCGCUAUUCAGUCAAUAAAU
Molecule: messenger RNA, 1298 nt
Organism: Mercenaria mercenaria
Lineage: Eukaryota; Metazoa; Mollusca; Bivalvia; Venerida; Veneridae
Product: galactose-binding lectin-like
Exons: 4
Coding region: 142-1005 (287 amino acids)
Source: RefSeq, a predicted model, not a curated record